UCUCUCUUCCUGUCUCUGUGCAGUGAACUGAAGUGUGAGAUCCGGACGAAGAAGAGAGAAACAUUAACGGCAGGAGGAGGCACGGAGGGAGGAUAAGGAAGAAGGGAGGAGGUGUAGUAUUGUCUGGCUGGGAUGAGAGUAUUUAUAGUGGAGAGAUGAGGAAUUAGAACAACAGCGAGGAGGGAAGGAGGGAGGCAGAGGUACAAAGAAAGAAGGAGGAGGAUCCCAACACAACAAGAAGAAAAGGGAGACAAAGAGGAGGAGAGGCAGAGUGGGACAUCAUGCUGAGGAGGAAGAGGAGUGUGUCAUUCGGAGGCUUUGGAUGGUAAGAAUGUCUUUGUUUCAUUCUUCCUGAAACAGACAAAAGAUCUCAUCUUCUUCACACUUUCGGGGAUUUUGAGUUCAUUUCCAUCCUGAGCUGCACUGAAGUGACAUCACUGUGACAUCAUGGUUGCAACAGCUCCCCUUCUCCAACAUCCGACGAACCAAAUCCCAUGUUUCCUGACUGGAGACAAAAGAAAGGAUUGAUAAGUCUACGGUCAGCGCUCUGAGAUCUCGCUCUCUGAGCGAUUAAGGCCCCGUAAUCCUGCUGCUCUGUGACGUUACGGUGGAGAGGAGGAUGAGGAGGAGGAUGAGGAGGAGGAGGAGGGGUAAUGCUGCUCUAGUAGAUUGUAGUGAGAUGCUCAGUAACCGACAGCUACGCCACAAUGCUGCACAUCCAGUGCAAACAGGACCUCCUGACCAUCUCCACUGUUCCCAAUGCUGACUGCCCCCCCUCUCCCCCCCGUACUGCACCCCCCACCAUGAAGUCGGCUCACUUCUUUGACAUGAUGGACAAAAUGGAGCAGGUGCCAGAGGCGGCCGAGAUGAAGACAGUCCCUCAGAGACAGAAGGACGACUACAUUCCUUAUCCAGGGAUCGAGGAGGUGCUGGAGAGGGGAGGUCCGUACCCUCAGGUAAUCCUGCCUCAGUUCGGGGGUUACUGGAUCGAGGAUCCUGAGGCUCCGCCUCCUUCCACCUCUCUAGUGAGCAGGGGUGAGGAGGCGCAGGAUGGAGGAGGACUGGAAGGUAGGGAGGAGGAAAAAACUCCCCCAGGGGAUAAUGGGUACCAGCUGGAGGAGAUCAACGAGGCCGCUCGGGCGUACAGGAAGCACUUUGUGGGCAGGGAACAUCUGAACUUCUUCUGCUCGUCCAGCGGUCUGGGAAACCUGCUGCUGUCGGUCCGGCACGAGGAGGAAAGGGACCACGAGUACCUCCAUGUUAUCAUCAGGUGUCGGGUGAAAAGCGUCUACCACAGAUUAUCCCUGACGGAGCUGCCGGACAUUCCGAGCGUUCCUGAGCUGGCCAAGCUGCUGUGUGAGGAAGCAGCAGGACUCCGGUUCAGCCCCGUCCUCUACCCAAAGGCGUCUCAGCUGAUCGUGAACUACGAUGAACACGAGGUAAACAACACCUUCAAGUUUGGCGUGGUUUACCAGCGGUUUGGACAGGUGUCUGAGGAGGAGCUGUUCACAAACAAUGAGGAGACGCCAUCAUUCACGGAGUUCCUGCAGCUGCUUGGAGACACGGUGGAGCUUCAGGACUUCAAGGGGUUUCGGGGGGGUCUGGAUGUGUCUCAUGGUCAGACUGGGUCUCAGUCCGUCUACACGGUCCACAGAGAGCAGGAGAUCAUGUUCCACGUGUCUACCAAGCUACCCUUUACUGAGGGAGAUGCUCAGCAGCUACAGAGAAAGCGUCACAUAGGAAAUGACAUUGUGGCAGUGGUGUUUCAAGAAGAGGCCACGCCCUUCGUCCCAGACAUGAUCGCCUCCAACUUCCUCCACGCCUUCAUCCUGGUGCAAGUGGAGGAUCCCUGCUCUGACAGCACCUCCUACAAGGUGUCCGUCACAGCUCGAGAGGAUGUUCCAUCAUUUGGCCCGCCCCUCCCAAAUCCUGCCAUCUUCAAAAAGGGUCCAGAGUUCAGAGAGUUUCUUCUCACUAAACUGAUCAACGCAGAGCUGGCCUGCUACAAGAGCGACCGCUUCGCCCGUCUGGAGGAGCGAACCCGGGCCGCCCUGCUGGACAGCCUCCACGACGAGCUGCAGAGGCGCUCACAGAGCAUGCUCGGAUUGACUUCCGGUCUGGAGGACGAGGGCCGAGCGGAGAACGGGCACACACACGGAGGACUGCUGGAGUCCAUCAAGAGGGCGAUGCGAGGACGGAGCGUAUCCAUGGAAACCAUGUCCCGUGGUGGAGCAGGGCUGCCCACCAGCCUGAGCGGGGGCGGUCUGGCUCACCUGAGCAUUGAGUGCAACGUCAAAUCUCCGGUGAAGAGGAGAUCCGGACUUUUCCCUCGACUGCUGAGCGUCGACAGCCAGACAGAGAAACCCAACCUGAGGGGUCUCCUCAGUGAGCAGCGCAGCUUCGACAGCUGCCACCCGAUGCUGGAGGUCAGGUCCGAGCUGCCGUCCAAUCCCAGCUCUCCGGAGGCGGGACAGCGGGACAGGUGGAGCCAGAUAAAGAAGGACAGCACUAAGAUCUCCAGAUCCACAUCGAGCUCCUGCAGCUUCAGUCUACCUGUGGACGACACACACCUGGCAGUGAUGGCGGAUGCGCAGACUUCCUGUCUGCUCAUCAUCUGCCGCAGCCCCACAGAACUAAAGAACAGAAACUCUCCCAGAUCCAACCUGAAGUUUCGCUUUGACAAGCUGAGUCACUCUGCUGCUCAGGGACAUUAGACGUGAGGACGGCAGCGGGAGAGGAACAACAUGGAGGUUUGGCUGAACAUCGGCCUUCACGCUGGUGCAGGAGUUAGUCUGGACACACAUCUCUAUCUUUGUGAGGACCUUCGCUGACGCUGUGCUUCUCUCAGACUUCGACUCUUUCUUCCUCUCACUGAUGACCAGAUUAAUUCUUUUAUUUAUUUUGAUCAUGCAGGACAGUGAUCAGAGUUUAUCUCUAAUUAUUUAGCUGCUUUUGAUGUUUUACACUGAAGAAAUGAUUCACGAACCUUCUUACGAUCCAGGAUUCCUGCUCUAGUUCAAGAUGAUUCAACCAAAUUUUCGGAGGUUAAUGGCCUGAAUAAUGCAUGAAAGGACGCUGUGAAGUUGUCCAGAAUGUCCUCACUGUGAUGAUGUCCUUCUCACACGAGUCCUCACAAACUCAGACAUGAACUCAUAUUCAGGGAAAAAACUUCCACAUUCCAAGAUUUAAGAUCGCAUAGCCUGUGGUGACCUGAGGCUGGUAGAAGGAAACAAAACGUUAGAUGCCAUUCAUUUCCACCAAUGUUACACAGUAUGUAAGAAAGAGAAGAAAGAAAAAGAGACUCCUUUGGUCAAUCUGUGUCAUCCAGCUGGUUUACAUUAACAUCUAAAGCUGACUUUUCUGACACGCCCUGAAUGCAGCAGCUUUAUAUCACCUGAGUCCAGGUAGACACGUUGGACAGAUUAUCAGAGACUGGAGAGCACCCCUCCCCUGGUCCAGGUUCUAGUCCUGGUUCUGGUCCUGGUUCGGCUUCUAGUUCUGUUUCUGUAAAGGGAUUUUUUUUCUUUCUUUAUUUAGGAGUGAAAAGCAAAUGUCAUCAAUACAUCUGAUUAUUGAUUGACAGGCAGGUCGGGGUAAAAUGUGUGUAAUGGUUUAGAGACCAGAAAUUAAAAGAAAAAUUAACGAGAUGUUAAGUUUUAGAUCAGAAUGCAGUUAAAUUAGAACCACCAGAAAAUGACCCUAACCCUCCCAGUAAGCAUAAUCUCUGCUAUAUUAGGACACGCCCACCCACCUGUGAUUGAUGGGACUCUCCCCCCAGUGUAAUGUAUUGUGUAGUUUGCAAACAAAGAACCCAUUUUGACAAUUUUAGACACUCUGGAUGUGACAACAGCUUUAAUCGUUUCUUUCAGUGUUUUUAACCCCUUGAAGCCAAGAAAUGAUGAGCAGAAAAUUACAUCGUGUUUCACCUGAAGUCUUUAUUUGGCCCUUUAAUAAAAUGUCAGAUAAAUUUAA
Messenger RNA from Melanotaenia boesemani (Boeseman's rainbowfish), 3972 nucleotides. RefSeq names its product rap1 GTPase-activating protein 2-like. Gene Ontology annotation, biological process: activation of GTPase activity; regulation of small GTPase mediated signal transduction. The transcript has 26 exons. Gene Ontology annotation, molecular function: GTPase activator activity. NCBI's taxonomy places the organism in Eukaryota, Metazoa, Chordata, Actinopteri, Atheriniformes, Melanotaeniidae. Bases 708 to 2714 code for a protein of 668 amino acids. Gene Ontology annotation, cellular component: cytoplasm; plasma membrane. The record is from RefSeq and is a predicted model, not a curated record.